AUGGCAAAAUUUAAUGAAAAUUAUAAAAGCCAAAAAAUGAAGAAUAAGAACACUGUGUCAUUUAAACCAGCGGUAUACCAGUCUCCGUUGGGUUAUAACUAUACACAGCCUAUUAUAUUCACAAGUUAUACAGUACAGCAACAGGGGAAACGAAGAAUAGAAGAAGAUGAAACAUUGAUAAAAGAUCAAUUGAAGCCUAUUAAGCGUAGCAGUAUGAUACGUUCUAAGGUAUAUACAGGCAAAAGAAAAGUUUCUUAUAACUACAGUGAGACAGAAGAGAGUGAAACACAGUUUUAUGACAACUAUGAUUCUUAUGAAACUAUUGAAGAAGAUCCAUAUGAAAAAUUACUAAAGAAAGACGGUGAUAAAUUUUAUGUAAAGUUUAAAAAUAUGUCAUACAUUCAUUGUGAUUGGGUUGAUGAAGCAGAAAUAGUUAAGACAAGAAGUGGACUUUUGAAAGUAAAGAAAUUUAAACCGAUUGAAAUAAAAGAGGACUGGACUACAGUUGAUAGAGUACUUUGUGAGGGAGAGGAAGGAAUUUAUAUAAAAUGGAAAGGACAGGAUAUGCCUUAUGAAUUAUCAACAUUUGAAAUAAAGGAAGAUGUUCAAUCAUGUGUUGGAUUUAAAGAUGCAUAUAAUAAAUACUUAGAAAGGAAACAACAAAAACAUAAUAAGCAUAAUAUUGAUUGGAGACCAGCCAAAGAAAAGAAGUAUAGUGAAACACCAGUUUAUAAAAAUGGAAACACUUUACGAAUGUAUCAAUUAGAAGGACUUAACUGGUUAUUAAGUUGUUGGCAACAUAAACAGAGCUGUAUUAUGGCAGAUGAAAUGGGACUUGGUAAAACUGUUCAAUCAGUUGUGUUUAUUAAUGAAUUGUUUGAAUCUUAUCAGUAUUGUUUGCCUGUUAUAGUAGUAGCGCCACUUUCCACACUUGAUCAUUGGACAAGAGAAUUUGAAAAUUGGACAAAUCUUAGAGUAUUGAAAUAUCACGGUACUAAAUUUGAUAGAGAAAUUAUUUCCCAAUAUGAAUUCUUCUAUAAAUCAGCUAAUAUUAAGAUACUUAAAUUUGAUGUUUUAGUUACAAGUUAUGAGAUGGUAAUGACAGGACUUGAUCAUCUAUCACAGUUUGAAUUUGGGGUUGGUAUAUUUGAUGAGGCUCAUAGAUUAAAGAAUCCUGACUGUAAAGCGGGUAUAGCAUUACGAUCACUUAAUUAUGAACAUAAGAUAUUGCUAUCAGGAACUCCAAUACAGAACAAUUUGAACGAACUUUGGUCAUUGCUUAACUUUGUUAACCCAGAAAGGUUUAAUAGCUUAUCGGAGUUUCUUAACACUUAUAGAAUGGAAAGUCCGGAGGAUGUUGAACGACUUCAGAAUAUGAUAAAAUGCUUUAUGUUAAGACGAAUGAAGGAUGAUGUUGAAACUUCCAUACCAUCUAAGGAAGAAACAAUAAUUGAGGUUGAGCUGACAACUGUUCAAAAAAGAUAUUAUAGAGCUAUUUUAGAAAAGAAUAUUGAAUUCUUAAGAAAUAAAGAUACUAAGACAACACCAAGUCUAAUGAACAUUAUGAUGGAAAUUAGAAAAUGCUGUAUUCAUCCAUAUUUAAUCAAUGGAGCAGAAUCUUAUAUAAUUCCAGAAUAUCUUCGUAGAAAAGGUGAAAGUAGAACAGAAACAAUAAAUGCAGAAGAAUACUAUCAGAUAUUUGUUGAAUCAUCAGGUAAAUUAGUGCUUCUUGAUAAACUUCUUUAUAAGCUUAGAAAUCAACACAAAGUAUUAAUUUUCUCUCAAAUGACUAAAUGUUUAGAUUUAUUAGAAGAAUAUCUUAAAUUUAGAAAUUAUCCUUUUGAGAGAAUUGACGGUGCUGUUAAGGGAAGUUUAAGACAAGAAGCAAUUGAUAGAUUCAGUACUGGCAAUAGUUUCGUUUUCUUGUUAUGUACAAGAGCAGGUGGUGUUGGUAUUAACUUAACAGCAGCUGAUACAUGUAUAAUUUUUGAUUCAGACUGGAACCCUCAAAAUGAUUUACAGGCACAGGCUCGUUGUCACAGAAUUGGUCAGAAGAACGCUGUUAAGAUUUAUAGAGUGGUAACUAAAAAUACUUAUGAACGAGAAAUGUUUGAUAAGGCAGGUUUGAAAUUGGGAUUAGAUAGAGCUAUUUUGCAAAAGAUGUCAUUUGAUAAUAAACCCGUACCAGCGUCUGAAAAGAAUAAGGAAAAGUUAGAUUCAAUACAAAUGCUGUUGAAGAAAGGUGCUUACGGUGCACUGAUGGAUAAUGAUGAUGAGGCUGAUAAAUUCUGUGAAGAAAACAUUGAUAAAAUAUUAGAAAGAAGCACAGUUGUUCAAAAAUCUGAGAGUGGUAAUGUUUUUUCUAAGGCAACUUUCCAAUUCAAUGAGGAAAUUGAUGAUCCAUUUUUUUGGGAUUUCAUUGUUAAUCAGAAGAAAGGCGAUACUUCAGAAAUGAAAAUUAGAAGACAUUGUAGGAAGUUGGCAAGAGAAGGCAGUUUAAGUGAAAUUAUGAAAGAAGAUUUGAUCAACAUUGAACAAAAGCUUGGGGCAUUCUUUUGA
Hepatospora eriocheir is the source of this 2559-nucleotide messenger RNA. The record is from the annotation of a GenBank genome assembly. Lineage: Eukaryota; Fungi; Microsporidia; Hepatosporidae.